AUGCCUAGAAGACAGAACCUCUUCAAGGAAAUCUCAGCAGCUACCAAGGAAAUGUUCUUUCCAGAUGACCCUUUACGCCAAUACAAAGGCCAACCUCGAUCGAAAAAGUUCAUGUUAGGACUCCAAUCGAUUUUCCCAAUUUUAGAGUGGGGGAGAGACUACAAUUUAAUUAAGUUCAAAGGAGAUCUCAUCGCCGGACUCACCAUUGCUAGUCUCUCAAUACCCCAGGGGAUUGGAUAUGCAAAGCUUGCAAAUCUUUCACCCCAAUAUGGGCUAUACUCUGGCUUUGUCCCACCAUUGGUUUAUGCCUUCCUGGGGACUUCAAGAGAUAUAGCCAUUGGACCAGUUGCUGUGGUGUCUCUACUGAUGGGCUCCAUGCUCCGGACUGUGAUUGAUCCUGUUGCUAAUCCAGCUGCAUAUACUCGACUGGCAUUUACAGCCACUUUUUUUGCUGGAAUUACUCAAGCUGCACUUGGGUUUUUUAGAUUGGGAUUCUUGAUUGACUUCCUAUCCCAUGCCACUAUUAUUGGGUUUAUGGGUGGAGCUGCCAUUACAAUUGGUCUUCAACAGCUUAAAGGUUUUCUCGGCAUGCUAACCUUUACACCGAAUAGUGACAUUGUGUCUGUCAUGACCUCAGUGUUUACCAAUGCACCUCAUGGGUGGAGCUGGCCGAAUGUAGUCAUAGGAGCAUCGUUCUUGGUUUUCCUUCUAAUUACCAAGUAUAUCGCAAAGAAGAACAAGAAGCUUUUCUGGGUGUCUGCAAUUGCACCAUUAACAUCUCUUAUUGUAGCCACCUUUUUUGUGUUCAUUACUAAAGCACAGCAAAAUGGUGUUCAAACUGUGAGCUACAUACAAAAAGGUAUCAAUCCACCAUCCACAAAUGAAAUAUAUUUCACGGGGACAUACUUACUUUCGGGUAUUAAGAUUGGCGUUGUGGCUGGUAUGAUAGCCUUAACGGAAUCAAUAGCAAUUGGAAGAACAUUUGCAUCAGUAAACGACUAUCAACUCGAUGGAAACAAAGAAAUGAUGUCAUUAGGAGUGAUGAAUAUUAUUGGUUCAGUGACUUCUUGUUUCGUAACUACAGGUUCUUUUUCUCGCUCAGCUGUCAACUACAUGGCUGGUUGUAAAACUGCAGUCCCCAAUAUUGUGAUGUCAAUUCUUGUUUUACUAGUUUUAGAACUGAUCACACCAGCCUUCGUUUAUACCCCAAAUGCUGUUAUUUCUUCUAUAAUUAUUUCGGCCGUGGUUAGCUUGAUCGAUAUUAAGGCUGCAAUACAAAUAUUUAAGACAGAUAAAUUCGAUUUCCUUGCUUGCCUAGGAGCUUUUAUUGGCACAGUUUUUGACUCUGUUGAGAUUGGACUCUUGAUUGCAGUUUGCUUAUCCUUUGCAAAAAUACUUCUACAAGUCACAAGGCCACGGAUUGCAAUACUUGGAAAUAUCCCCAGAUCAACAGUCUACAGGAGCAUUGACCAAUAUCCGGAGGCGUCCAAGGUUCCCGGUGUCCUUAUAGUGAGAGUUGAUUCUGCAAUAUACUUUUCCAACUCCAAUUAUGUCAGGGAGAGGAUCUUGAGAUGGUUAACAGACGAGGAUGCACUACUGAAUGGAGAGAACUUACCAAGAAUUGAGUUCUUAAUAUUUGAGAUGUCACGUAAGAAAUCAUGA
Macadamia integrifolia is the source of this 1662-nucleotide messenger RNA. Its product is annotated as sulfate transporter 1.3-like. Bases 1 to 1662 code for a protein of 553 amino acids. Gene Ontology annotation, cellular component: membrane. Gene Ontology annotation, biological process: transmembrane transport. Gene Ontology annotation, molecular function: secondary active sulfate transmembrane transporter activity. The record is from RefSeq and is a predicted model, not a curated record. The transcript is spliced from 11 exons. Lineage: Eukaryota; Viridiplantae; Streptophyta; Magnoliopsida; Proteales; Proteaceae.